AUGGUCUACAGGGCAGGGGGCCCCUCCAGCCGCUGCGAUCUGCACCCGCUGCCAGGAGACGGGGGCCCCUCUCCUCCGGCAACUUCUUCUCCAGGUUUGGGGGCCUCUUCGGGCAGCAGAAAGAUGCAGCCUUCUGGCCGCGAUGAGGAGACGCCACUUGAUAACAAACCCCUCAAACACCCUCAGAAAUGGGCCCUGUAA
Messenger RNA from Eimeria necatrix, 201 nucleotides. RefSeq lists its product as hypothetical. The record is from RefSeq and is a predicted model, not a curated record. Bases 1 to 201 code for a protein of 66 amino acids. The transcript has 2 exons. Lineage: Eukaryota; Apicomplexa; Conoidasida; Eucoccidiorida; Eimeriidae.